This is a messenger RNA of Chinchilla lanigera (long-tailed chinchilla), 4765 nucleotides long. RefSeq names its product NLR family, CARD domain containing 3 (gene Nlrc3). Gene Ontology annotation, cellular component: perinuclear region of cytoplasm; nucleus; cytosol. NCBI's taxonomy places the organism in Eukaryota, Metazoa, Chordata, Mammalia, Rodentia, Chinchillidae. The record is from RefSeq and is a predicted model, not a curated record. Gene Ontology annotation, molecular function: GTPase activator activity; small GTPase binding. The transcript is spliced from 20 exons. The coding region runs from base 428 to 3625 and encodes 1065 amino acids. Gene Ontology annotation, biological process: negative regulation of canonical NF-kappaB signal transduction; nucleocytoplasmic transport; activation of GTPase activity.
UUGGUGGGGACUACAAGAGGGGUGCGCCUGUUGCCCCUGGCCUCUUGGGGCCGGCGUAAUAAGCUCCUCUCUCCCUUCAGGCUGUUUCCUCAGCCCUGGACAGAUCCCAGGGUCUCGAGGUUCCUCUGGCCAGCCACAGGGACACCCAGGGUACCCUGCUGCCUGUCAUCCCUGGUUCAGAGCUAAACUCAGGAGUGUGGAGAUGAAGCCACCCAGUGCUCCCAUCUUGUCAUCCCUGGAGCAGCACCAAAGCACCAGAGAACCAUAGACAGCAGGUGGCUGACCCCCACCCCCAAGUCCUUGGAGCCCUGCUGAGGGGACAGCAGUGACCCCUGUGCAUGGUUACAAAUGAGGACAGCAAAGUGCAGAGAGGUGACGCAGCCUGCCCAGGGUCACCCAGCUGCUCCUGACCACCAUCCGGGACUCCAUGAGGAAGCAGGAGGUGUGGACGGGAGGAGAGGCCAGCCAGGCCCAUGGCACUGGUUCUCCAGCCGAGCAGAUGAAGGCUCUUGUGGAUCUGCUGCCCUGGAAGAGCAGUCAAGGUGGUCAGACCCUGCAGACCCCUGAUGGGACACCCGACUCCCCACUAGGACUCCAUAGCAAUGACUCAAGGAUACGCCGGCACCUCGAGGCCCUGCUGGGCAGAGUGGGAGGCACCCUGGAGCUGGGCAGCCCUGUGCACCGGCUGGCCAGUCUGCUGCUGGUGGAGGGCCUGAGUGACCUGCAGCUGCGGGAGCACGACUUCACGCAGGUGGAGGCCACACGGGGGGGCCAGCGCCCCGCCAGGGCCAUCACCCUGGACAGGCUCUUCCUGCCUCUAUCCCGGGUGUCCAUCCCGCCCCGCAUCUCCAUCACUGUUGGGGUGGCCGGCAUGGGCAAGACCACCUUGGUAAGGCACUUUGUCCACCUCUGGGCCCGCGGGCAGCUCAGCCAGGACUUCUCUCUGGUGUUGCCUUUCACCUUCCGGGAUCUCAAUGCCCACGAGAAGCUGUCUGCCGAGAGACUCAUCCGCUCCGUCUUCCCAAAUGUCGGGGAGGCCUGCCUGACAGUGACAGCCCCAGCCAGAGUCCUCCUGGUCCUCGAUGGCCUGGAUGAGUGUAAGAUGCCUCUGGACUUCUCCAACACUGUGGCCUGCACAGACCCAAAGAGGGAGAUCCAAGUGGACCAGCUGGUCACCAACAUUGUCCGGGGCAACCUCUUCCCAGAAGUUUCUGUCUGGAUCACCUCUCGUCCCGGAGCAGCUGGCCAGAUCCCAGGAGGCCUAGUGGACCGGAUGACUGAGAUCCGGGGCUUUACUGAGGAGGAGAUGAAGGGGUGUUUGGAGCAGAUGUUCCCCGAGGACAAGACCCUUGUGGGCCAGGUCCUGGGCCAGAUGCAGGCCGACAGGGCCCUGUAUCUAAUGUGCACAGUCCCAGCCUUCUGCAGGCUCGUGGGCAUGGUGCUGGGUCACUUGGGCCGCAGCAGGCCAGCACCCCAGGACCCAGAGCUGUGGCCUCCACAGACCCUGUGUGAGCUCUACUCGUGGUACUUCAGGAUGGCGCUCAGCGGGGAGGGGACGGAGAGGGGCAGGGUGAGCCCCCGGAUUGAGCAGGUGGCCCAUGGCGGCCGCAAGAUGGUGGGGACACUGGGCCGGAUGGCCUUCCACGGGCUAGUGAAGAAAAAGUUCGUGUUUUAUGAGCAGGACAUGAAGGCAUUCGGUGUGGACCUGGCUGUGCUGCAGGGUGCCCUGUGCAGCUUUUUCCUGCAGCGGGAGGAGACGCUGGUCUCCUCAGUGGCCUACUGCUUCAUCCACCUGUCCCUGCAGGAGUUUUUGGCGGCUGCAUAUUACUACAGUGCAUCCAGGAGGGCCAUCUUCGACCUCUUCACUGAGAGUGGCAUGUCCUGGCCCAGGCUGGGCUUCCUCACACACUUUAGGAGCGCUGCGCAGCGGGCCAUGCAGGCCGAGGACGGGCGGCUGGACGUGUUCCUGCGCUUUCUUUCGGGUCUCCUGUCGCCCAGGGUUAAUGCCCUGCUGGCUGGCUUCCUGCUGACCCAGGGCGAGCACCAGGGCUACCAAGUUCAAGUGGCCGAGCUUCUGCAGGGCUGCCUGCGCCCCAACACAGCCGUGUGUGCCCGUGCCGUCAAUGUCCUCUACUGCCUCCAGGAGCUGCGGCGCACAGAGCUGGCCCGCAACGUGGCAGAGGCCAUGGGCAGCGGUGCCCUGGCCAGUCUCACCGGCCCCUCGCACCGUGCCGCUCUGGCCUACCUCCUGCAAGUGUCUGACAUCUGUGCCCAGGAGGCUGACCUGUCCCUGGGCCUUGGGCAGGGUGUCCUCCAGAGCCUGCUGCCCCAGCUGCUCUACUGUCAGAGCCUCAGGCUGGAUGCCAAUCAGUUCCAGGACCCCGUGAUGGAGCUACUGGGCAGCAUGCUGAGCGGGAAGGACUGUCGCAUUCAGAAGAUCAGCCUGGCUGAGAACCAGAUCAGUAACAAAGGCGCCAAAGCUCUUGCCAGAUCCCUCCUGGUCAACAGAAGUCUGACUACUCUGGACCUCCGCAGUAACACCAUCGGGCCCCAGGGAGCCAAGGCACUGGCUGAUGCUCUGAAGAUUAACCGCACUCUGACCUCUCUGAGCCUCCAGAGCAACGCGAUUAAGGACGAUGGUGCCAGGUCCAUGGCUGAGGCCUUGGCCACCAACAAGAUGCUCUCUGCGCUGCACCUGCAGAAGAACAUCAUCGGGCCCCUGGGGGCUCAGCAGAUGGCAGAAGCCCUGAAGCAGAACAGGAGUCUGAAGGAGCUCAUGUUCUCCAGUAACAGCAUUGGCGAUGGAGGUGCCCAGGCCCUGGCUGAGGCACUAAAGGUGAACCAGGGCCUGCUGAGCCUGGACCUGCAGAGCAAUUCCAUCAGCGAUGCGGGAGUAGCGGCGCUCAUGGGGGCCCUGUGUGCCAACCAGACCCUCCUCAGCCUCAAUCUGCGGGAAAACUCCAUCAGCCCCGAGGGAGCCCAGGCCCUGGCGCAAGCUCUCAGCAGCAACAGCACCCUGCAGCACCUGGACUUGACAGCCAACCUCCUCCAUGACCAGGGCGCCCAGGCCAUCGCAGUGGCAGUGGGAGAAAACUGUGCCCUCAAGACCCUUCACCUGCAGUGGAACUUCAUCCAGGUGGGCGCUGCCAGGGCCCUGGGACGAGCACUCCAGCUCAACAGCAGCUUGACCAGCUUAGACUUACAGGAGAAUGCCGUCGAGGACGAAGGAGCUUCCGCGCUGGCCAGUGCGCUGAAGGUGAACACAGCCCUCACUGCUCUCUACCUCCAGGUGGCCUCCAUUGGUACCCCGGGGGCCCUGGCACUGGGGGAGGCCCUGGCUGUGAACAGAACCCUGGAGAUUCUCGACUUACGAGGAAAUGCCAUUGGAGCGGCUGGGGCUAAGGCCUUGACGAAUGCUCUGAAGGUGAACUCCAGUCUCCGGAGACUCAAUCUUCAAGAGAACUCCUUGGGAAUGGAGGGGGUGAUAUGCGUUGCCACGGCACUGUCUGAAAACCAUGGGCUACAGCACAUCAAUCUCCAGGGAAAUCACAUUGGGGAAUCCGGGGCUAGAAUGAUCUCAGAGGCUAUCAAGGCAAACGCUCCCAUGUGCACUGUGGAAAUGUGAGAAAGGCAAGUUCCCAGUGGACAGAGCAGGACAGGCAGAGACUCAGCUGGAAGCUUUGGAACAGAAAGCAUGCUCUCCAAGUGCCUUCCUGAGACCAGGAAUGCUGCCGACCCAGUGAGGGCACAGAUGCACAGAGAAAGGAAAGAGGUCAGACGGGGUUCUGGGCACUGCUCCUGCCCAGGGUCACUCCCAGCAGGGAUGCAUGGACACUCUCCUGUUACACAGAGAAGAGAAGUAGCUGCCACCGAGACUCGGGACAAAGGCCCAAAAGGUAAGCAGCAUAGGAAGCCAGUUCCAGCUUAUACGCUGUGGGCUUAUGUUCCAAUUAAAACAAGGACAACAACAACAACAAACCUCUAUCACUACCCCUAUUUAAAAAGGGAAAGAGGGACAUUAGCACUCAAAAUCUGCCUUAAUAAAAGUGAUUAAACUUAACAUCACAGUCACAGGACAAAAACAACCUCAUGUGCCCCGAUGCACUGCCCUCGACACAUCACUGAUGUGUUAUUCUUGCCAAAAAUGUUUGUUUGAGCUAAUCAUGAAGAAAUGACGGCACAAAAUCCUGACCUCUUAAAAAAUGGCAAUGUUAUGACAGACACAAGUGGGGGUUGCUAUAAAUGAAAGAGGGUAAAGAGACUUAAUAAUUUAAGGCAAGAUCUUUGACUGGAUCCUAGACUGGACGGAAGAAAAUCCAAUGUAAAGAACAUUACUUGGAAAUUGAAGAUGUAUGAACCCAGGUUUAUGGUAUUCAUUACUGUUUUUGAAAGAUACUUCUGCUGGGUAGAGGAUUCUAAGUUGACAGUGUUUUCUGUCCCAUGUUGCUCCUCUGCCCUUUGGUUUGUGUCAUUUCCACCUGAGUUGAAAGCUCAGUGGAACAGAGAGUUGCAGUAGGCAAGUGGAAAAAUCCACACCCUGCAGAAACCUAGCACUAAAGCUGGGAGGCCAGAGCCGUGGAGAAAAAGGGCAAGCCCCACUAGAAAUAGCAGGAAGAGCCCUUCCUCUGUGCAGACCUCUCCAGCACCCCCUGACAGCUCGCUGGCUGCCAAAGGAGAAAUUUUUAUAAGGUCUACCUCCAUUAGCACAAAGCUGGCUGAAAAGGGGAAUGUGGAGCUGAAGAAUAAAUUGAUAACUGCAACAGUG